AUGCCGUCUCUCGAAGGUCUCACUGAGGGGCAGCCAACCCUGGACGCCAUCAACAAUGCAACUGCCCAAGAGACCGAAGAACUCACUUUCCCGCCAGUCACAAAGGAGCAUAUUUUGAACUGUUCGUACGAUAGUUGGUUCCCGAAGUACCGGACUGUGUCGAUCAGAUCCAGGAUCAUCAAGCUAUCGCCUGACUUUGUCCAAUACAUCCGUGACGACGGCAUUAUCCUCGCCGACGACGAUGAGCCGCAAGAGGACGAAGCAGAGGAGGAAUGGUCCGCUUCGUCGAAUACAGCCGGCGCACCACGACGAAACCAACAUCUCGAAGAAGAUGACUCGGACGACGAACCCGAAGCUGACUGCCGGCCGCCCAAUGAGCGAUUCCCUGAAAUCCACCAAGAAAUCAAGGAGAGGAUCAAGGAGCUGGGCGGUUCCGUUGCGCCGAAGCUGAACUGGUCAGCACCGAAAGAUGCCGCUUGGAUUUCGCCGCAUCAGAACACGCUGAAAUGCACAACGCCCAACGACAUUUACCUCCUGCUCAAGAGCUCUAGCUUCGUUAGCCAUGAUCUGGAGCACGCCUUUGAGGACACCGUCCCCUCCUCCGCCAAUAGGCCUUUCCAACCGGUCCUGGUCCUGAGACCCUUCUUUGCGCCAAACCCGGCCCUCGAGUUCCGGUGCUUCGUCAAACAUCGCACUCUGAUUGGUCUUUGCCAGCGUGACUGGAACUAUUACCCCUUCCUCGGUGGUUUACGACCCGCAUUGGUAUCCAAGAUCACCGACUUCUUCGAAGACCGCCUGCGCUUCACCUUCCCGGACGGCUCAUUCACGUUUGACGUUUACGUUCCCGGGGACAGCGACUCACGCGACGAGCUUGGUAAGGUGCGCCUUAUCGAUAUCAACCCCUGGGCGCCUCGGACAGAUAGCCUGCUCUACAGCUGGGUGGAAUUGCUAGAGCUCAAGGUUCCAGGACCCAUCCUAGGCUCAGUUGUCAACGAAGAAGAGAUUAUUAGAAUAGGCCCAGGUGUCAACGAGGAAGACCUUGUUGAUGGCAGUGGCGUUGAAGAAACGACAGACGAUGAGGAUGUUGACGAAUUGGUGCCUGAAUUGAGAUUGGUCGAGAAGGAUAACCCUGCCGCCUUCAACUUCAGCACACCGCAGUACUCGGCGCAUAAGCUUCCCAAGGAGGUCGUUGAGGCCAGUAUGUCAGGCGACGGUGGCUUGAGGGAGUUCGCUCAGAGGUGGAAGGAGAUGACGGAGGCUGAGGGUGGAGGCGAUGUCUGGGAGAAUCCUCCCACAGCUGAGUCGUGA
Molecule: messenger RNA, 1308 nt
Organism: Colletotrichum acutatum
Lineage: Eukaryota; Fungi; Ascomycota; Sordariomycetes; Glomerellales; Glomerellaceae
Product: D123-domain-containing protein
Exons: 1
Coding region: 1-1308 (435 amino acids)
Cellular component (GO): cytoplasm
Source: RefSeq, a predicted model, not a curated record